Molecule: messenger RNA, 4523 nt
Organism: Esox lucius (northern pike)
Lineage: Eukaryota; Metazoa; Chordata; Actinopteri; Esociformes; Esocidae
Gene: slc4a5b
Product: solute carrier family 4 member 5b
Exons: 28
Coding region: 176-3847 (1223 amino acids)
Biological process (GO): regulation of intracellular pH; monoatomic anion transport; transmembrane transport
Cellular component (GO): plasma membrane
Molecular function (GO): solute:inorganic anion antiporter activity; monoatomic anion transmembrane transporter activity; sodium:bicarbonate symporter activity
Source: RefSeq, a predicted model, not a curated record
GCCACUGUCAGGAUCACACGCAUAGGAAGGGAGACCUACAGCUGUUCCUGACGCAAGACAGCUACAUUCAGUGGAGUCCAGAGUGACGAUAAGACCAGUGUGUCCAUUACUUCAUCUACUAUUUGUUAAUCUGAAACUUAAUUUCAAACAGCGCAGCUCCAACCCUGUGCUCAGCAUGGCACACCAUUGGCAGGACGGGCGAAGUAGGAGUCACCAUCGAUAUGAGGAAGACGAUGAGGAACCUCCACCGGUGUAUAUUGGCGUUCCAGUAACGCACGGUUACAGCAAAAGAAGACGCCGCAGACACCGCUCCCAGCGUGAACACGAAAAACACCGCACGCACCGUGACCAAUACACACAUCAUGAACACACACACCAUGACCAUCAUCAUGACAACCAGAAACACUAUGAGGAGGAAGAGGAGGAGGAUGAAGAAGAGAUGGAUCAACAUGACAUAUUUAACCCUGACUCUACAGUGUCCCCCGCAGCGGAAAGGCUGCGCUACAUCCUGGGGGAUGAUGACGACGUGCCAACGCCCACUCUGUUCACAGAGAUGGACACACUGCAACAUGAUGGAGAUGAGAUGGAGUGGAAAGAGUCUGCUAGGUGGGUGAAGUUUGAGGAGAAGGUGGAGGAGGGAGGAGAGAGGUGGAGUAAGCCCCAUGUGUCCACCCUAACCCUGCACAGUCUGUUUGAGCUGCGGACCUGCAUACAGACAGGCAGUGUACUGCUGGACCUGGAAGGAUACUCCCUGCCCCAGAUAGUGGAUGAGAUUGUGGAUCGCCAGGUGGCUGACGGUCUGAUUGCUCCAGACCUGAGGGAAAAGGUCAGCUUUGUGUUAUUACGGAAACAUCGCCACCAGCACAAGAAACCAAUGCACCGCUCGCUGGCCGACAUGGGCAAAUCAAACAAUUCCCCGACCAGUCGUAGUCCCCAAUCUGUUCAUAAUGUCACCCGUGCUAACGUCAGUCGUAGUCCUAGUUCAGCCUCUGGCCUCCAUCGCUCUACAGAAGACCUACGUGCCAAAUCAGGCAGCCUUGGUCGCCUGCAUCAUGCUCAGAGCCGAAGUAUGAAUGAUAUUUCUGACACGCCAAGCACAGACCAGCUGAAGAACAAGUUCAUGAAGAAGAUUCCUCGUGAUGCAGAGGCGUCCAAUGUUCUGAUUGGAGAGGUGGACUUCCUGGAAAAACCUUUUGUAGCAUUCGUGCGUCUGGCCCAGGCUACCACACUAGGUGGUCUGACCGAAGUCCCUGUACCUACCAGGUUUCUGUUUGUACUUCUGGGUCCUCAUGGCAAGGGCAAGUCCUACAAUGAGAUUGGUCGAGCCAUCGCAACACUUAUGGUGGAUGACUUGUUCAGUGAUGUUGCGUAUAAAGCCCGGGACCGUGACGACCUAGUAGCUGGUAUAGAUGAGUUUCUGGAUGAGGUCAUCGUUCUGCCCCCUGGGGAGUGGGACCCGAAAAUACGCAUUGAGCCACCCAAGAAGGUCCCCUCUGCUGACAUGAGAAAGUCUGUGUUAAACCUAAACGAGCUGGGCCAGGUGAACGGGACGGCUGGGGGACCAGCAGGAGGGGAGGAUGAGGAGAUGCCCGCCCCCCACGAGCUGGGAGAGGAACUGCAAUUCACUGGCAGGUUCUGUGGGGGUCUGUGGCUGGACAUUAAGAGGAAGGCUCCAUGGUUGCUAAGUGAUUUCACCCAGGGCAUUCACAUCCAGUCCAUCUCGGCUGUGCUGUUCAUCUACCUAGGCUGCAUCACCAACGCCAUCACCUUUGGAGGCCUGUUGGGGGAUGCCACAGACAACUACCAGGGAGUGAUGGAAAGUUUCCUAGGCACAGCGUUAGCAGGAUCAGUUUUCUGUCUGUUAGGAGGUCAGCCACUCAUCAUCCUCAGCUCCACUGGACCGAUCCUCAUCUUUGAGAAACUUCUCUUUGAGUUCUGCAGCUCUAACACUAUAGACUACAUGGAGCUACGUCUGUGGAUUGGUCUCCACGCCUGUCUACAAUGUUUGAUCCUGGUCGCCACGGAUGCCAGUUACAUCAUUAAAUACAUGACACGUUUCACAGAGGAGGGCUUCUCCAGCCUCAUCUCCUUCAUCUUCAUCUCUGAUGCAAUUAAGAAAAUGGUGGGAUCCUUCAAAUACUAUCCUAUCAACCGUGGCUUCAAGCCUGACUACAUUACCACAUACAAAUGUGAAUGUAUUGCACCAGACCAGGCCACUGCGAUGGGUUUCAAUGCUUCAGUCCCACUAGCGGACGAUAACAUGACCGAUUUGUAUAACAUUACAGGUCUGGACUGGAGUCAGCUCAGUAAGAAGGAGUGUGUUAAGUAUGGUGGCACCUUGUUGGGGAACGCCUGCAAGUACGUCCCUGACCUGGCGCUCGUAUCCUUUAUCUUGUUCUUCGGGACCUACUCCAUGACCGUCUCCCUCAAGAAGUUCAAGACCAGCCGCUACUUCCCCACCAAGUGUCGGUCCCUGAUUGCUGAUUUCUCCAUCAUCAUCUCCAUCCUGGUAUUCUGUGCAGUAGACUUCCUGUUAGGUCUGGAGACUCCCAAACUGCACGUGCCUAGAGAAAUUAAGCUGAGGAAGCUGAUCAGUGAUUUCUCCAUCUUCAUGUCAAUCAUGACAUUUGUGGGUCUGGAUAUGCUUAUAGGGCUGGACACACCCAAACUAAUUGUACCUACAGAGUUUAAGCCAACACGUCCAGAACGUGGCUGGUUGGUGAUGCCGUUUGGUAAGAAUCCAUGGUGGGUGUAUUUGGCCAGCUCCAUCCCUGCCCUCCUCGUCACCAUUCUCAUCUUCAUGGACCAACAGAUCAGUGCUGUCAUUGUCAACCGCAAAGAAAACAAACUCAAGAAAGGUUGUGGCUACCAUCUGGACCUGUUCUGGGUGGGUAUUCUAAUGGCAGUGUGCUCCUUCCUGGGUCUGCCCUGGUACGUGGCUGCCACUGUCAUCUCCAUCGCCCACAUCGACUCUCUGAAGAUGGAGAGCGAGUCCAGCGCCCCUGGGGAGCAGCCCCAGUUCCUAGGCGUCAGAGAGCAGAGGUUGACAGGGAUUAUGGUGUUUGUUCUAACUGGAGUCUCCAUCUUCCUGGCUCCUAUCCUUCAGUACAUCCCCAUGCCUGUUCUCUAUGGGGUCUUCCUCUACAUGGGAGUGGCUUCACUCGCCGGAAUACAGUUCUGGGAGCGUGUUAAGCUGUAUCUGAUGCCAGCCAAACAUCAGCCAGACUUCUCCUUCCUGCGCCACGUUCCGCUUAGGAGGGUUCACCUCUUCACCCUGGUCCAGAUCAUCUGUCUGGCUGUCCUCUGGAUCCUGAAGUCAACUGUUGCUGCCAUCAUCUUCCCUGUUAUGAUCCUGGGCCUGAUGGUGGUGCGUAAGAUGAUGGAUAUGAUGUUCUCUCAACACGACCUUGCCUGGCUGGACGACAUCCUGCCGGAGAAGGACAAGAAGGAGAAAGGGGGCAAGAAAAAGAAAGAAAACAAGAAGUCCAGAGCAACAGCAGAGACAGAGAGUGAUGAGGAGGAGAAGAAUGUUUACUCUAGUGUGAAUCCUGAUGACAGUGAGCUGGACCGCAGAAUCACUCUGCACUUGAAGAUCUGCCCCCCCUCACCUGCCCACUCCCAGGCGUGCCCCGGAUCAUCGUUACGCCCCCCUGUUCCCCAGCUGGCCAUCCAGUUGGAGUCUGAGCACGAGGAGACUGAACUCUACCCGCGGGGUUACAACAUUUACCCCCACAACGUCUGCCCUCUGAAUGGCUGCCACCCGCCCUCUAAGACUCAAAAACCCCCGUACCACUAUAAGCCCUCACACUCUUCCCCCCGUGACAUAGACAGCGAAACCUUGCUGUAAGCUGACAGCGCAUAGACACACAGACACACAACCCAAAACUAUGCAUGAUUACUAUUUGCCUCUGUUCUUUACACUUGUCUCAACUGUUAUCUAAAUUGACUUACAGCAGCGGGCGCAAUCAUUUUCAUACUUAUUCAUUUGUUCUCACUCCUCAUUGGAAUCUAAUGGCCAACUUGAGCAUUGUAAGCACCAAUGCCCUGCCAACUGGGCUAGACGGGACUCUGAGAUUUGUCUUGUAACCCUAAGGUAUCUGUUAGUUAUCAUAAGAAGACAAAGUAUAGAUUGUAUGUACUCAGUAGCCCUCCACUCUUCAUCAAUUUAAAUGAAAAAAAGAAACAACCAAAAAUAGAUUGAUUACCUGAUUGCAAAAUGAUCUGUACAUUCAUGAAAUAUACAUAGAGAUAUAAAAACGUAUGCAUCGUAAAAAAUAAUGGUUUAAAAAUGUUAUUGUUCAUCUGCAUUUAUUAUGUAUUUCUUUGUUCUUUGCAUUCCAAGGUUGGGGUGAAUUUAGAAUUUCAGAAAUGUUUUCAGUUCAAUUAAAUUCAUGAAUUGAAAUUUGAAUUUGACACACCACAUAGGAAAUGUACUUUAAUUAAAAAAAUAAAUGUUUAUUAUAUAUAGCAGAUAUAAAAAGUAAACACACCCCUGUUAAAAUGCCAGGUUUUUGUGAUGUAAA